Caenorhabditis auriculariae is the source of this 2871-nucleotide messenger RNA. The record is from the annotation of a GenBank genome assembly. Lineage: Eukaryota; Metazoa; Nematoda; Chromadorea; Rhabditida; Rhabditidae.
AUGCGGAUGACAACGAGAUUGCUCAUUUGUGCGGUUGUCGCACUUUUCGCUAUACCGAUCGUUCUACUUCUUUACACAUUUGAGGCAUUCGACUACUUUGUUCCACCUUUUGCCGGUAAAAUUCCUAUUAUUGAAAGUAAAUAAACAUUAAUUGAACAGGUAAAGAAGAGGAAAGGUCGUAUGGUGUGAUUUGCGAUGCCGGUUCAACUGGAACGCGGUUAUUCGUCUACAGUUGGACAAGCUCUUCAGGUGGAGAAAUUUGAAAAAAAUACGAUUUCUAUUUUUUCCAGAUGCGGAAAUGAUCAAGAUUGAGCCCGUGAUGUUUGAAGGAAGGCCCGUGAUGAAAAAAGUGACGCCAGGUCUUAGCUCAUUUGCCGACAAUCCGUCUGCGGCUACAGGUUGGAAAAAUUAUUUCUCAUUUGCUGUAUGUAAUCUCAAAGAAAAUAUAUCAAUAAUGUAUUUCUGAAAAAAAGCUGUCUUAAAACAAACUUAUAAUUUGAUGAAAUUUUCAGAAUAUAUCCGCCCUCUCCUGGAUUUUGCCAGUCUCCAUAUCCCUGCCGAACACAGACCGUUUACUCCUGUUUUUAUUUUUGCCACAGCCGGAAUGCGACUUCUUCCUGACGAGUUUGCAUAUACCUGGAUUUAGACGUUUUAUCUUGUCUUUAAGAAAGAAAAAAGCCAUUCUGGAUAACCUGCAUUCACAUUUACCCACCAUCACAGAAAUGCAGGUUGCCUAUUUCUCGAAAUGCAAAAUAUCAUAAAAGCAUCUUUGAAGGUCAUGAAAGAGCACAUUCGCGUGAUUGAAGGUAAAUGGGAAGGAAUUUAUAGCUGGAUUGCUGUGAAUUACAUUUUGGGUUUGUAAAACAUUAUUAAACAAAGAAAAAACACUUUACAGGCAAAUUCAACCUCCAAUCCAACGGCUCAAUGGAUUUUCCGGGAACUUCGCAAUCUCAAGUGCGGCCGAAAACCGUUGGAAUGGUUGAUAUGGGCGGAGCGAGCGUCCAAAUUGCUUUUGAACUCCCUCAAAACUCCCCUUUCCUAAGCGAGAAUGUUGAGAAUGUGAGGAAAAAGAACAAAAAUUUCUAUUUAUCGUGAUUUUCUAUAGGUCAAUUUGGGUUGUCAUGACGAUGACCCAAAGUUCAAGUACAAACUUUUUGUGACUACUUUUCUUGGCUAUGGAGUCAAUGAAGGUUUGUCAAUUUUGGAAUUAAUUUAAAAGUGUUGCCCAAAAAAGAUUUAGGAAAAAGUGAUAUAACCAAUUUUCUGAAUUGGGUUUUUCCCGGAUAAGCCAAUCAAUAUCAUUUGUUUUCUUUAAACCUUAAAAAAAGUUUAAAAAGUUUUCUAAUCUCAAAAUUUUGAAAUUUAUGACAGCAAUAUAUUUUUUUUAGGAUUAAGAAAGUACGAGCAGAAACUGAGUGACGAGGUCCGUUUGAUCAACGGUUCGGUCAUCCAGGAUGCCUGUAUGCCCCUUAAUCUCCACAAAACCGUUGAAAGAGAAGACAAAUCGAUGUUUGUUCGACGGGUAGAAAACCGUUUUGCUUGAAACUCAAAUGCCAUCAAUUUCAGGGAAGCGGAAACUGGACUUCUUGUGUAGAAAAACUUACAACGUUGAUCCAUCCAACGGUGGAAGAGGCCAUCAACAAGUGUUUAUCGCAGUGCUAUUUUGGGUCCGUUGCAGCUCCAGAGGUUGGAAAUCGUUAUUGAAAUUAUUUUUCUCGAGAUUACCGAGAAAUUGCCGCAAAUCAACAGUUUUUUUGAAUUUUGGAAAAAGAUAAUUGCUCGGAAGUUUUACCCUAAGCAACAUUAAAAGUUUUUUUUUGUUAGAAUUUGAAAAUCAAUUAUUUUCAGAUAAAACUUUCUGAUAUGGAAAUAUACGGUUUUUCCGAAUAUUGGUACUCCCAUCAGGAUGUUUUGGGCCUUGGAGGUCUUUACAAUCAAUCUAUGAUUGCUAAGAAAUCCCAGCUUUUCUGUUCUCAACGUUGGUCAACUAUUCAGGUUUUUCCGAAUGUUUUUUUCAAGGAACUUGAGAUUUUUCAAGGCAGCUGCAAAGAAGUUGUUCUAUCCGAAAGCCGAUGACGAACGUCUAAGGACGCAAUGUUUCAAAUCUGCUUGGGUCUCUGCCAUUCUUCACACUGGUUUUUCAGUGGACAGAACCAAGAAUCGGUUUCAGGUAGGCUCAGAAAUUGUUUUAUGAAGUAAUAGGAAAUUGUUUAAAGAGUGCUCUGACGAUAGCUGGUCAAGAGGUCCAGUGGGCGCUCGGUGCCAUGAUCUACCACAUGAGAUUCUUCCCCCUACGAGAUAGCGCAACUAAUCUCACAGUGGCUAGGUGAGAUUUGACACUUUAAUGAGCUGAUUUUGAAACUGUAGUUUUCACUUCAUUAAAGUAAAGUAAAAAAACAGUUUUUUUUUCCUAGUUUCUCAAUUUUUUUUCUCCACAGCCUUUUUUUAUUUUCUGAAACUUGAAAAAACAUGAAAAAAUUUUAGUCCCUACUAUCAGCUUGGUUUUUUUAUCAUGUCAAUGUUGUUAUUUGCCACAAAAAAGUUGUUUUGAAAAUUUUCGAAAUAUCGUUUUAGUUAAAUGAAUAUAAAAUUUCAGAAAAUUCAUAGCGGCAACUUUUGUGUGCUUUCUUUUUUGAAAGGACGUAUGAGUUUGGGAAAAUUGAUUUUUUGUGCAGGCAUCCGGUUGCGAACAGCUGGUGGAUAGCAACUCCGAUCCUCCUCCUGUUGAUCGUCGUCAGCGUUCUAACCUUUGCUUGGCUCUCUUCAAAGUCCGUCCGACCUCGGCCAGGGCUCUUCCGCAACGCCUACUCUUACAAACUCUUGACUAAUGAAUUUAUCGGGGCUCCCGCUUUUUCGCCUUCCUUAGCUUGA